CGGUUGCUGUGGCAGCAGCAUUCAGCUCCAUCCAAUCCCUCUCAGGUGCUUCACUUCAACUGAAUAACAAAGCAGCACAGUCUGUGCCUUGAUCUAGCAGUCUUUGCUUGUUGAAUACUCUGUGGACUUUCGGUAAAGAUCUAUUCAAUAUGUCGAUGGGGUUGGAGAUUGUGGGGAUUUCCCUUGGAUUCAUUGGAUUGAUUCUUGCGAUCGUAACAUGCGCCCUCCCAAUGUGGAAGGUGUCAGCGUUCAUCGGCGCCAACAUCAUCACGGCUCAGAAUGUCUGGGAGGGCUUGUGGAUGUCUUGCGUGGUCCAAAGUACAGGUCAGAUGCAGUGCAAGUCCUAUGACUCCAUGUUAGAAUUGCCUCAGGACCUUCAAGCCUCCAGGGCAAUGACAAUCAUUGCUAUACUACUCGGAGUGCUGGGGAUCAUGAUCUCUAUUGUAGGAGCCAAGUGCACCAACUGCAUAGAAGAUGAGGCAUCCAAGGCCAAAGUGGUCAUCAUCUCUGGGAUUUUCUUUGUCCUAGCAGGCCUUUUGGUCCUGAUUCCUGUGUCUUGGUCUGCCAGUGUCAUUGUCCGGGACUUCUACAAUGCAAUGCUGUCUCCUCCUCAGAAGAGAGAGAUUGGGGCAUCUCUCUAUAUCGGUUGGGGUUCAGCCGCCCUCUGCCUGAUCGGAGGAGCAAUGCUGUGCAGCCGCUGCCCACCCAAGGAAAAGAAGUACAAAGCACCCAGGAUGGCGUACUCUGCCCCCCGCAGUGCAAGUGCUGGUGGAGGGUAUGACAAGAAAGACUAUGUUUAAACCACUCUAAAUUGUCUGAAGAAUUUAUUUUGAAAGUAGUUUGAAUGUUAGUUGCAUUUCUGUGUUUGUAAAGAUGUGUCCUGCUUGUUCAUUGCUGUCUCAAAGAUCGGGGUAAGCCCCUUUGAAUGACUCCGAAAUGAAGAUUUUCUAAACUUUUUCAUCUUUGUCUUAUUUUUUUUUGGUCAACAUGUUAAUUUACAAACUCUUGGUCUAUUAUGCAUGAAGAACGGGAGCAUUAGAGCUUUGUUUUUUUGUUAAAAAUGAUCAUAAUCCCUUCAAACGUUACACUGGAAUUUGUAACUCUAGUCUCUGCGACUGUGAAAAUUUAAACCCACUUUCGACUUUUGCAGUAGAUAGCUGGUGGCAAGGAGUUAUGUUACAUUGAAAAUUGCUGGGAAAACGUUGCGUGUCAUGUCACCUGACUAUGACAAGGAAGAGCUGGCUCUCGUUUUACAUGGAUUUGUUUGGAUGAUCGUUCAGUGUGUGCCUCUCUGUGCGUGUUUUGCAUGUAAUAUUUGCUUAAGAAGGUUUCAGCUGAGACUGAAACUAAAGAUGAAUCAUUGAUAUCAUUUCAUCUUAUCAAGAUGCUUUUUGAGUUUCACCCUGUACAAACAAAAUCUUCUUUUUUUUUAUUAAUGUUGAAAUGUUUUUUAUUUUUUUCACUCUCUUCUUACACUUCAUAUCGAUAUGUGUUUUAAAUAAUCUUAUUUACCACAUUUGGGUGACAAAUAAUAGGUCAUAAAUCACUAGAUCUUGAAAGGAAAAGCUUCAUCAACUGUGUUUCCUUCACUGUUCUGAACACAAUGGUAAUGUUUUAAAUGUAUACAAAUAUUAUCACAAAUAAUGUUUCUGUACUUGUAUGAAGAAAUAUUUUUUCAUUCAUAACCCUGUUAAAGAUUUCAAUAAAAGUCAUUUUU
This is a messenger RNA of Cyprinodon tularosa, 1717 nucleotides long. RefSeq names its product claudin-3-like. The record is from RefSeq and is a predicted model, not a curated record. The coding region runs from base 150 to 800 and encodes 216 amino acids. NCBI's taxonomy places the organism in Eukaryota, Metazoa, Chordata, Actinopteri, Cyprinodontiformes, Cyprinodontidae. Gene Ontology annotation, cellular component: bicellular tight junction; plasma membrane. Gene Ontology annotation, biological process: cell adhesion; bicellular tight junction assembly. Gene Ontology annotation, molecular function: structural molecule activity. The transcript has a single exon.